Lolium perenne is the source of this 1980-nucleotide messenger RNA. RefSeq names its product protein JASON. Lineage: Eukaryota; Viridiplantae; Streptophyta; Magnoliopsida; Poales; Poaceae. Gene Ontology annotation, biological process: male meiosis II. The record is from RefSeq and is a predicted model, not a curated record.
CUUCCUGCUCACUACGGCUACAUCCCAUCUUCGAUUUCAAACGGCCGUCCUCGCCUCGCCUCCGUCCCGAUCCGGCGGGAGCCCAGCCGCGAAACCCUAGCCGCCGCCGCCGCCGGCGAAGUCCCCGAGAGGAGCCCCCGAUGUGCGGGUGCGCGGCGGCGAUCGCGCGGGCGGUGGUGGACUUCCUCGACGCCGUCCUCGUCGCCUGCUUCCGCUCCUGGUUCCGCCCCGGCCCCGUCGCGGCCCACCGGGAUCCACCCGUGCACAGGGAUCGGCUCUCGGACGAGGAGAAAGGUUUUGGAACGAGCAAAGGGUCGGACGAGCAUUUGGGAGAUGAUCGUGGCAUCGACAAGCAGCUCAGGCAAGAGGCAGAUUACCUCAAGUUAUGUGGCACAAUAUCUCAAACCCCGGCUGAACUCCAAAAUGCUUCAUCUGAUAUUAAUUUGGAAACCGCUAAUGAGGUGGGGAAAAUAUCUGGAAUAGGAGCAACAUCAGUAUCUGAAUUUAAUUCAUCUGAAUGCUUCAAAUGUGAGGAGGAUCAUACUUUGAUGACUGAAAUUGAAGUUUCACGAGUUGAAUCAGUUGAUUCGGUUCCUCAAUCAGUUCUCCGUGAGAAGUCGCCAUUUUGGAGCAUCAAAAACAGGUUUUCUGGUUCCAAUGGUUCACCCUGCCCGACACCUUUGGUUCUAAGUGACGAUAUGCAGACGCCUGGAACAAUUUAUACUUCACAUACAGGGUCUUCUAUGUCUAGAAAGCGUGUGCGCACCCGCAAACAGUUUGUCUAUCCUGUCUUGAGACCCAUAGAGAACAGGCUUCAUCUGAUGGAACCGACAGAAGAUUCUUUACCAAUGCUUCCCUCGAAUACGCCUACACAGGUAAAUUUGAGAGCAGAUUAUAUCAAGAAACCGCACAAGACCUCUUCAAAUUCAGUGGCUAAGGUGGGAUUUUCAAAAUCUCCACCAAUCUGUUUUCCCAAUGAGAAUGCUCUGUGCCAAGAAAAAGAAACACACUCUCCUGAGGAGUUGAAGUGCCAAAUCAGCAGCCCAAAGUCUAAUUCGGAUGAAAAGCAUGCUGCAUUGAGCCUGGCUCACUGGCUUAAACCUCCAUCCCCAGAAGGUGAGAAUCAAGGUGCUGUCCGUUCACCAGCUUCCGACAAAUUGCAUGAUGAGAACGCACCUAUGAUGAGUACUGUCUUUACAUCAGCUUCUGAAAUGAACACAGAUGUUGAGAAUCCAACUCCAGAAUUAUGCAAGGCAUGGGAUGGCAACUGCAUUCCAAACACAACUACUAAGUACAAGGAGGAUCAGAAGGUCAGCUGGCAUGCCACACCAUUCGAGGAAAGGUUGCUGAAGGUUCUAUCUGAUGAACCUAACCCUCCAAGGAAACUUGUCAGCGGAAAUUCAUUCCAAGUCGAGGAUGGCAACGGCAUUCCGAACACAACCACCAAAUAUAAGGAGGAUCAAAAGGUCAGCUGGCACGCCACACCAUUCGAGGAAAGGUUGUUGAGAUUUUCAUCUGAUGAACUGAACCCACCAAGAAAACUUAUCAGAGGAAACAUGUUCCAUGUCGAGGAAACUUGCUAGAGGAGAAAGCUGAAUAUAAACGUCAGAGAUCCCAAUCCAAAUGGUUAUAAAUCAAGUCGCCAACUUUUGAAGCUGCACAAAGUUGAUUUGGAUAACAAACUUGAUGCUGUAAUUUUUUGUCUUCGCCAUGUACCUAUCACUUAAACUUUUGCCUUCUCGCUGUUGCGAUGUUAUAUACAAAUGGUAGAUGCUAUAGGUGCUACCCUGAUAUAAAUAUCAACUGCUGAUAGAGUAUUAAAAUGUAAGAAACGUUACUUAGCUAGAGUACCAUUUUCCCUUUCUCCUGCAGAUACAACAUUGUUGAACCUUGUUACUGCUCAUGCUAAGCAGUGAGCUAAGUAGUGAGUGAGCUCACAUUCAUUGCAUAUAUCAAACUAAUGCACCUGAGUGUCGUUUA